Molecule: messenger RNA, 5307 nt
Organism: Durusdinium trenchii
Lineage: Eukaryota; Dinophyceae; Suessiales; Symbiodiniaceae
Source: the annotation of a GenBank genome assembly
AUGAUUGAUGGUUUGGGUCCUAUGGAUUCUUUUAUAUUAGAUGUUUUGCGUGGCUGGAGACUACUUGUUGCAGCAAGCCUUACAAAUGAUGAAUGGAGAGACAUCCUAGCUAGCACUGGCAACAAGCUCGACUACCCGGCCAUCGCUGAGGCUCUUCAGACCCUAUGGGAUGAACAGCUCAAUCAUCAUCAUGGAGCCUCCAAAGGUACAGUGUUGCAACAACAUUGGGUUGAGACCGCAGAUCCUUGGUAUAAUGCUGCGUGGCACGAGUCCUCGUGGGACACUGAGGAUUGGCAUGAGUCAGAUUGGCACUCCAUGGACCAAUUUGGUGCGUGGCCUCAAGCUGCCAACGACCCAGUGGAUAACACUGCAACCACUGAUGAUGAUCCUGAACUCCAAGAAGCUUUGGAGGCUGAGAAGGCCGCAGAGGCUUUGGCAGUUGAAGCUCGUCGAACCUGGUCGCAAGCUCAGCAGGCUACAACAGCCCUUCGACGUGACCGUGGUUUUGGACAGUUUGCUGGAACCUCAUCCUCCAAAGGUGGCAAGGGAAACAUCCGUUGUCACAUUUGUUCAGGUCCUCAUUUUGCUCGUGAUUGUCCUGACCGUCAACAUCCACAGUACCGCAAGGGUGGUGGAAAGCAGUUGAGUCCAGCUGAGCUGGACGCCUAUUUCUUCAAGGGCAAGGGGAAAGGCAUGCGAAAAGGGAAGGAUCAAAUGAUGUCCUCAUGGGACGAUUCCUACAUGGCGCCUUGGGAUGUGAUGUACACCCAGAAGGGCAAGAACAAGAAUGCUGGCAAGGGCGGAAAGCUUCGUUCCACCGUCAAUGUCUAUGGCAUGGACUAUGGUGGGAUGGAUUUUAGCAUGAUGGAGCUCCACACGCUUGAGUUCCAUGAGACGAUGGAAGCAGUUCCCUUGGAGCUCUACACCUCCAAUGAGACUCCAGCUCCAGAGACCUUCACCGCUGGCAUGCAGCUACAGGUUGGAGGACCCAGUGGUGAUUGGUUUGAGCUUGCUGUCAACGAGAGUGAUUCUUGUCAUGUCUCAGCAGUUGAUGUCCAUGUCACCAAGCAGAGCACUUCCAUGAGCACUGGUUUUGAGCUUUUGUUUCAACGCCGGAAGCUUUUGAAUGAGCAGUCGCAUUCCGCAGCUUUGGGCUGUCCAGUUGGCUCAACCUCACUGACGGGGUACAAGACCGCGACCCCACUGGAUCCAGAACGUCGUCAGGGUCACGACUUGAAGGAUCCUCGAGCUCAGCCAUCAUGCUGGCCGUGUCUCGGCAAGCACGUGCCCUCAGUGACUGGAAGCAACGCUCAUGGUUCAUGGGCCAAGUGCGCCGUGUGUGCUCUCCGCGUGGAGUACAUUCCUCGUCAGGGGUCUCCGGCCAGCUCCGUGGUUCACAAGGACCACACCUUUGUGGACAAGGCUCUGAGCAUGAUCCAGGAGGGCAUUCCGAAGGGCACUCUUCCGGACUACGAGAUGGUGGAGAAGACCUACGACUAUGUGGAAGCAAUGGACAAGAUUCGCGCCAUGAAGGCCAAGAUCUCCACCAUGGAAGCCGAAGCCCAGGGAAUGUUGAACAGCCUCGAGAUCAUGUACAACGGCUCCAAGAAGAAGACCACGAAGGCCACGGAGGCCGAGAGGAUCCUGGCUCAUUUGACGCCGGAGGAGUGGACCCACGUCAGCAAUCUGGCAUCGCAACGACAAGCCGGACAGAGCUCGACAUCGGAGAUGAUUCCCUUCAGCCCCAGCUCGGACGUGGAAGUGGAGGAGAUCACACCGGCGAAGGCCAAGAAUGAGACACUCGGCACCACCGUGCCGGAGCUACAGAUUGAACAGUUCGCGAAAAAGGUUCAGUUCUCUGACGCUCCACCGGAGGUGCAUCAAUUCGUUGACACCACAGCUGAGACAGCUUCUGAGGUUCCCGAUCAGGAGUACACUUGUGAGACUGUGGAGUUUGAGCUUUUGAAGAUCGAUGAGGGCAAGUCCAACAAGUCCUCACGCCGUGGCAAGUCUCGUCGAGCUGCCAAGCAUGAGAUGGAAGAGCAGCUCUCUUCAGCACCGUCCCGUUCAUCUGGACUCUCCGUGCUUCCUUGGAGAAUUUGCCAGGCCGUGAUGGCCUUGAGUAGCAUGCUCCUUUUGGUGGCCCAGAAUGACCUGAGCACUUUGCUUCGUGGCCACCAGCAAGUCGAUGUCUGGGAGAUCUUUUGCGCUCCCGAUUCUUGGUUGAGCUCGGCUUGUCACUCGGAAGGACUGACUGCCUCCCGCAUCAAUCUCCACCAGAACUUCGACAUGUACCGUGCCGACACCUAUGAUGAGCUUUGGGACAAGUUCAAAAGAGAACGGCCUCGAGAAGAGCAGAUCCACUCACUUCAGCUCGAAGCAAUGCCUCAAGAGCUGGAGGAUGACGAUGAGCCCAAUGCAGAACUUCGCAAACAGUGGGACAUCCAGCUGCUCAAGUACCACAAGGCAGCCGGACAUCCCAACAACUACAACUUGGCCCGCAUCAUCCGAGAAGCUGGUCAACCCCGCUGGAAGGUUGAAGCAGCCUUGAAGCUUGGGAAAUGGUACAAGCUUUUGGUUCUGAUGGACUUUGCCACUCAUUUCAAAGCUGGCAAGAUCCUACGCUCCAUGGAUCUCUACAAGCAGGAGAAUGAGAACACCACUGAGAUCCUCGAGGGCAUCUUUGACCUCUGGCUUGCUUCCAAGCCUAAGAUGACCAUUCUGGUCCCUGACAAUGCGAAGUCUAUGGUCAGCGCCCAAGCUCGAACCACCCUCUCCGACCUCAACAUCCAGAUUGAAGUACCACCAGCUAAAGAAAGCUGGAGCCACGGCCUGAUGGAAAGAGCCGUCCAAGAGGUCAAGAUCGUUGCCUCCAAGACUGCGCUCUCCUUUCCGGCGCUCUCUGCAAAGACCAUCUUGGCUCUCUCCAUCAACUCCCUCAAUGCCACAGAGGUCGUGCAGGGGUACACUCCUCAUCAGUGGGUGUAUGGGAAGCAGUUUAGCUUCUCAGAAGAAGAUGAGAGAUCCAUGCAGCAGAUUCUGCCUGAUGUCUCAGGUACCGACUUCAUCUCCCUGCUCUCCAAUCGACAACAAGCAGAGGAGAUUGCGAGAAAGGUCACGGAGCGUGAACGCCUUGACUACGAGAUCUCAAAUCCAGAAGAUCCUUCUCAUUGGCGCUCCUUGGCUGAUAUGGUGCCUCGUCGGUCGUACAUUGACCUGCUUCCAGAAGAGCCAACGGAAGAAGAUGUUGAGUUACCUCCUUUGCCAGAUGAGCCUGGUCCAUCAACACUUCAGGAUCAAAGGCCUCCAGAGAAGCGACAUCGUAUGAAGAGCCCAUGGUCACCACUUCAUGGACCACAACCUCCACCGGCUGUGCCAUCUCUGGAGUAUACUCCCUCAGAAGCACCUCUCAAUGAGUCUGAGGAUCAGCCAACUCACGCUGAACCAGAUGACACUGAGGAAGUGACCGGCACUGGCAUUGGCAGUGGCAUUCCAACCUUGGGUGAACGCUUCACCAACCUCUCGGACAACAAGCCCUUGAUCUCAUUGUCCUCCGACAGUUCCAAAGCAAGUGCUUCAGAUUCAGCAGCUGAGCCUGACUCCAAGAAGGCUCGCCUGGACUCCGAUGCCCUGAUCUUCCACGCCUUGGAGAUGUGCGAAGAAGGUUGGAUCUUGGACAUUGAGUUGGACGUCAAGUCCCAAAGAGAGAAGGAGCGUUUCAUCAAGCACCCUUCGUUGUUCUUGGCUCAGAAGCUCCGUGACUGUGAGGUCAGAUUGGAAAAGCUUUCGCCCGCACAUCGUGAACUUUUUGUUCGUGCCAAGUCAAAGGAGGUCAACAGCUUCCUGACCAAUGUGGCUGUCCGUCGUUGCCUGGACAGUCACGAAGAGCGUGAGGCUUGGGACUCUGGGCGCAUCAUGCGCUGCAGGUGGGUUCUCACAUGGAAGCCCACUCCUGAGGAGAGCAUGGAAGAAGCUCUUCAAGAAGUGGCAUCCAAGCCUGGCUCCACGACUCUGACAUCCGAUGGCAAGAAGAAGGCCAAGGCAAGAAUUGUUUUGCUUGGUUUUGAGCAUCCUGAUCUACUUCAUGAAAGCCAUCGUACUUCCUCACCAGUGCAAGCAGUUCUCACUCGCAACUUGUCUUAUCAGCUGGUGAUGGAAGAGGGUUGGGACAUUGAAGGCAUUGACAUGAGCACCGCCUUUUUGCAAACACUCCCCACUGAAGAGUCCAAGCGCCUGUGGACAACCGGUGUCAAGGAGCUCAGGGACGCUCUCCAGAUCCCCGAGCGUGGUGUGAUGCGCAUUUUGAAGAACUUCUACGGAAGCACCACGGCUCCCCGGAAUCUGUGGGAGAAUGUUGACAAGAGCCUCCGUGACUUGGGAGCUGUGUCCAUUCAGGGCGAUGCCUGUUUCUGGAUUUGGUUUGUGGACAAUGAAGCCUACAAUCCUGCCACGGAUCCUGAGCACUUCAAGCUGCGACCCCUCGGCUUCAUGGCUGGACAUGUGGAUGAUUUUCACCGUGCUGGCGAUGUCAAGGACAGCCGUUGGACGCAGAUCAAAGCAGCCAUUGAUAAACAAUAUCGUUGGGGCACAGCAAAGCAGAACAGCUACCGCCAUGCAGGUACAGAUUUGUCCAUGCAGAAGGACGCUAAGUUUGGGAGGUGUCUUGUGGUGGAUCAACAGUUUUACAUUGAAAUGUUGCAGGACGUUGAUGUGCACCCCACUCGGUUCAGCAACGGAUCAUCCACCAUGACUCCCAAGGAGAUUGCGGCCUGUCGGACAUCACUUGGUGCCUUGCAGUGGUUGGCGGUCCAGUCACAACCGCUCAUCACUGCUCGCUGCAAUUUGCUCAUUACUGAGCUUUCCACGGAUCCCAAGAUCCAGAUCGCCCAGGAGCUACAAGAGAUGAUUCGGGAGCUGCGCAAAGAAGGGUCAACAUUGAAGUUCUUCAAGUUGCCUGGCGUUCGUCGUUGGACGGAUUUGUGUGUGGUUGGCCUGGGGGACCAGGCGCACAACAACAGACCCCGUGGAGGGUCGACGGGAGGCAUGACAGUUUUCCUGUCAGGCCCUGACGCCCUCAAGGGCGUCCCAACGCCAAUGUGUUUGGUGGCUUGGCGCAGCUGGAAGCUGAAACGGGUGGCGAUCGGCACCAACGAUGCCGAAAUGCAGGCGAUUGUUGAAACAGAGGAUGUGGUCUAUAGAACCAGACUGCUAUGGGCAGGCAUGCACGGCACCGGCUCCAUCUUCAAGGGCCGGGAUUUGCUGAGCCUUGCGGACUCUCAGGACCACUCCCUCUCAGGUGCUCGGUAG